AUGGAGCGCAUGCAUGAAAGGAGGCUAUUGGGUCAGAAAUGGUCUGGAUACUUAUGCCCGGAAGCGGAGAUGGUGCUGAGUGAUAAUAUUCAGCAUGGUAGCUGCUUGGCGAUUAAACAUUCGACGGAAGAUAUUGUGGAGGUCGAGUCUAAUAAAACUUGCCGCGUAGAUUUGAAGAACCGGACUUGUUCUUGCAUGUCCUGGGACAUCACCCGCAUUCCCUGCAAACAUGCGUGCGCUGCAAUUACAUGGAUGGGACGAGAAAUUUACCAAUAUUGCGAUUGGUACAUGACUGUUGACGCAUUCAGAGCAAGCUAUGCACCGAUCAUCUAUCCCAUCCCAGAUUACGAGAAGCGCUUUGUACCGCCAGAAGAACGAGUGUUGAAUCCUCCUCUCACCAAAAAAGACGUGGCAGACCAUGCACUAGACGAAUAA
Molecule: messenger RNA, 435 nt
Organism: Asparagus officinalis (garden asparagus)
Lineage: Eukaryota; Viridiplantae; Streptophyta; Magnoliopsida; Asparagales; Asparagaceae
Exons: 1
Coding region: 1-435 (144 amino acids)
Molecular function (GO): zinc ion binding
Source: RefSeq, a predicted model, not a curated record